Molecule: messenger RNA, 1035 nt
Organism: Pteropus alecto (black flying fox)
Lineage: Eukaryota; Metazoa; Chordata; Mammalia; Chiroptera; Pteropodidae
Product: immunoglobulin-binding protein 1
Exons: 1
Coding region: 13-1035 (340 amino acids)
Biological process (GO): regulation of dephosphorylation; regulation of signal transduction
Cellular component (GO): cytosol
Molecular function (GO): protein phosphatase 2A binding
Source: RefSeq, a predicted model, not a curated record
CCCUCCCUUAAGAUGGCAGCAGCCAAAGAAGACGAGUUACUGCUACCUCGGCUUCCUGAGCUCUUUGAAACCAGCAAGCAGCUUCUAGACGAAGUAGAAGUAGCAGCUGAACCCAUCAGUUCCCGGAUAAUCCAAGAGAAGGUAUUGAAGGGACUAGACCUCCUUAAGAAGGCUGCCAAAAUGUUAUCUCAACUUGACUUGUUCAGCCGAAAUGAAGAUUUGGAAGAGAUUGCUUCUACUGACCUGAAGUACCUGAUGGUACCAGCAUUUCAAGGAGCACUUGCCAUGAAACAGGUCAACCCAAGUAAGCAUCUAGAUCAUUUGCAGUGGGCUCGAGAACACUUUUUAAACUACUUAUCUCAGUGCCAAUACUAUCAUGUGGCAGAAUUUGAGUUGCCCAAAACCAAGAACAACUCAGCUGAAAAUAACACUGCUAGUUCCUCCAUGACCGAUUCUAGCCUCAUUGCUAUAACCUCUCAAAGACAGGCAAAAAUAGAGAGAUACAAGCAAAAGAAGGAAAUGGAACAUAGGUUAUCUGCACUGAAAUCUGCUGUGGAAAGUGGUCAAGCUGAUGAUGAGAGUAUUCGUGAAUAUUACCUCCUUCACCUUCAAAGGUGGAUUGGUAUCAGCUUAGAAGAGAUUGAGAGCAUUGACCUGGAGAUAAAGGUCCUGAGAGAAAAAGCCUCUUCAGCAGAGGGGUCAGUUUCUAACUCAUCUCGUCAGGACAGGCCUCAAAUGAAGCCCUUUAUUCUCACUCGGAAUGCGGCCCAAGCCAAAGUAUUUGGAGCCGGUUAUCCAAGUCUGGCAUCUAUGACGGUGAAUGACUGGUAUGAUCAGCAUCGGAAAUUUGGAGCAUUAUCAGAUCAAGGAAUAGUCAAGACAACAUUAGAGGUCAAAAGAGCAGCUCAGCAACAGGAAGAUCAGGAAACAAAGGAGGAAGAGGAUGAUGAGCAAACACUACAUCAAGCUCGGGAGUGGGAUGACUGGAAGGACAUCCAUCCGAAAGGCUAUGGUAACCGACAGAAUAUGGGUUAG